CUGCACCACGCCUCAAUGCCAUUGUCGCAUCGUCGUUGGACAUUGGAGGGAGACCACGCCAUUGAGCCGUCGCCACCGAACUGCUGUCGAGCAACAGAACCACGAAGAGAGAGAGAGUGUGCAAAGAGAGAGAGGAGGCCGGUUCUGCCACCACCGCCGCGUCUAGCCGCCGUCGCUUGCUCCGUCGCCGCUCCUGGAGGUGGGUGGCCGAGCUUCUACUGCCGUCGAGAUCCACUGCCAUUUCAGUUGCCAUUGCCGGGUCCAGUCGCCACUGCUGGAAGGAUGGCCGCCGCUGCUGGAAGGAUGGCCGCCCUCACCGAUCUGCUCGCCGCCAUUUAUGCUUGCUGCUGCAUCGCCAGAGCUCCACGCCGCCGCCGCUGCCACCAAAAACCGCCACUGAAGCCCAGGUCUGCUUGGUUAUACAGUCACUGCGAGUUUUCCUAUUGUACGCCGCCGUCGGAGCCACCAUCCCACUGCUACCGUCUUUGCUCUGAGCCAUUGUUACAGGGAGUGUUGUUGUCGUUGCGGCUACUCGGUUUAGUCGUUCCUCUUUAGUACGGAUUUAGUCUUCGGGGCCACAUGUUGCGAUUAAGGUUGCUUAUGUUGUAGCGGAAGCGAGUGGAGCUAAGGUCGCGGUUGUCUUUGUUUUAGGGCCGAGGAAAAAGGUUUGUGUUUCGACUUGUCGAGAGUAGAGCAGCCGGAAGCGUGACAUUCUGAUAGUGAAGGUGUUACAAGAUGCAUUCAAGCUGAGGGCCGCUUCUAUAUUUUCCUGGUUGAUGGUCAACACACCGUACUAGGUGUCCAAUGUGUUUCUUAUCAAAUCAAAAGAAUAUGCCAACUCUUUCAAGAGCUUAUGCGGCACAUUUAUUGGAGGGAUGUGCAUCAAACCAUCAAAUCACAAUUCCUGGAUGAUGGCCUUCUUUUCAUUGCUCAUGUUUUGUAACUUUUCAUUCAGGAGUCUUGUCGAGCAUCUCAAAUCACGAGUUUUUUUUUGUAAACAAACGAAACAAGAAUCAUUUAAAUAAACUAUAUUUAUACAAAAAAACAAUUGAGUUGGUAUAAGAUAUAUGUGCUUACAUUA
Arachis ipaensis is the source of this 1081-nucleotide messenger RNA. Lineage: Eukaryota; Viridiplantae; Streptophyta; Magnoliopsida; Fabales; Fabaceae. The record is from RefSeq and is a predicted model, not a curated record.